Molecule: messenger RNA, 1468 nt
Organism: Topomyia yanbarensis
Lineage: Eukaryota; Metazoa; Arthropoda; Insecta; Diptera; Culicidae
Product: proline-rich protein PRCC
Exons: 1
Coding region: 209-1405 (398 amino acids)
Cellular component (GO): nucleus
Source: RefSeq, a predicted model, not a curated record
CUGACUCUGACGUGAAGAUGACAAACACAUUUUGUUGGCUAUAUUUCUUGGGAAAGUAUCUUAUUUACAAAAUAUACUAAAGUAAAACUAGAUUCCUCGAAGCCUCUAUCACUAUUCCAGGACACACUUUGGACAAUCUUAACGGGCUUGGUGGCAAAGUUUAUGCAACUGACAAGUUUUCGUUCUGCUGAUAAAUUACAAAACGGACAUGUCUUUGGUAGCCUACGAAUACAGCAGUAGUGAUGAAGAGUCCGACCAGGGGGAAGUGGAAACCUUGGAACAACCAGUCGUACCAGUAGAAAAGGUUGCAAAACAGAACGGCACUCUGUUCAGUGAACCAAAUACGUCGGUCCCUGAUAAUCCAUUGGAAGAUGACGAACCAGCACCGUGUCUCCCUCUGCCUGCUCCGAAAGUUAUCACCAACGGAUUACACGUAGUGGAAGAGGACGAUGAGUUUCUUCGGAAAAAGGCCAUCCCAGAGACGGAACCUUUGCCACCACCGUCAUAUUUACCAGCAGUCAGGGCAAACGUAAGGAACGGAAAGGUUCAGAUCACGAUACCAUCGCUGCGAAAUUUCAAGGAUGACAGCGAUGCUAAGUCAAAACCGAAACCGAUUGGGGCAGAUCUCCCCAAAAGACCUACCGGACUUCUCAGUAUACUCCCGAAACCAAAAUCUGAGGUGGCAUUUCCCACGAGUGCACCACCGCUUACGGGUUCCGUAGCAACCGCUAAACCCACUGUAAAUCGUCUCAUACCGGAUUCGGUAGCGAAUCGACCUAGAAGUAUUCCUUUGAAAGAGUCAACAGUACGGAAAGCUUUACCGAAAAAGCCUCAAACUGAAAAAUCGAAUAGAUAUGACAGCGAAGAUAGCGAUGACGAAGUAAAAAUCGAUUUCUUUUCACUAAACUCCAGUGAGAAAUUGCCAGAAAUUAGUGCUAACGAAAUUAAUGCUAUGGUGGCACAAAAAGCAGCCAAAAUGGCACAAGCCGCUAAGAAAUUCGACGAACCGGAACCAAUGGAGACGCAACCAUGCUCUGGUGGACUUCAACAAACUAUGGCCGCUGUUUCACAGGAUAGGGAAGAUUUGGCAAGUGAACGUGCGUUGUCCUCGCUAAUCGGUGGUAACAAAGCCAAACGAACCCGCGUAGAUGAGGUGAACAUCAUCGACAUCAAUUCUUCGGACAUUGUUCCAUCGAAGGAAGAUUUCCUACGCCGAAAGCUGCAAGAAGAGACUGGAUUUGUUCCGACCGGACAUUUGACUGGAGAUUGGAGCUGUACAAGCAAGCGCAAAUCACACAUUACCUACCUUGCAAGUAAAGCGCAAGACAACGCACAGGAAUUGGAAGCGAUGUGGGCUUCCAAUAGGCAAACUCGCAGGCAGACACAAAGCAAAUAUGGGUUUUAAGUGGUUGGUAGCUUAGUUCAGCUUGUAAAUGAACAUAUUUAAUAUAAAAUGUUUUAAGAACAA